Molecule: messenger RNA, 4665 nt
Organism: Symbiodinium sp. CCMP2592
Lineage: Eukaryota; Dinophyceae; Suessiales; Symbiodiniaceae
Source: the annotation of a GenBank genome assembly
AUGCCUGUUUCACCUCCCCCUGCUCCUGUUGCUGGUGACGAUGAGUCCAGCGAGGGUUCCGAUGAUGAUCAGCAGGACGGGGAUGGAGACACGGCGAUGACCGCUGCCGACAAGGAGGAGCGCGAUGAUCUGUUCGAAGACCUCAUUGGAGGUAUGACCGAUGCAUUCGAACGCAUGCCCACUCCUCGCGAUGCAGAGAGUGUUAUUGCGGCUAACCGCGACGCUGCCCGUCCUCCGGCAGUGCCGUCGCUUCCUCUCUCCGGCGUGAAGAGAAGACCGAAGCCUUUGGGCGGUGAGGAAGCCACUGGGCCUUCGGCGGAAAGUCGACAGCAGUAUGCGCACUACAGAAGCUUUGUUUCCGAAUCCGAAGCGCGUCGGGAACAAGCCUCACAGGUCAAGGCGCUUAUUGCUGAGAAAGCGAAAGGCGCGACCAACGUUGAGAGCGCAGAGCACCUGCGAACCAUCGCUGAUGGGCUCGCAAAGGUCAUUGAUCCGAACAUGUGCGAUGAUAACGUGUUCCAGGGAGCCCUGUAUCCUCCGGGUGACUAUGCGCUUGACGCAGUCACCAACCGGUUGGCCCAGGGCCGACGCCGAGUUGAGUCCAACAGCACUCUUAUUCGGGAGAUGGCCAGUGACCGAUUCACGCCUGUGCUCGUCAACCGUGAUACGGGUGAAACCGUGUCGGCAAUUGAUGCACGAUGGACUCCCGAGUAUGGGAACAGGGGGGAGCUCGAAGCCAAGAUUGGUGCGAUUAUCUCCAACCUUGAUGCUGCGAUUGCGAGCAUGGCGACUCUCCCUGUGUUCCAUCCGCACAUCCCUUCGACCUGUGGUAUGGCCCGAUCAUUGCUCAACACAUACCAGUCGUUGCAGAUUGCUAUCCGACAUCGCGGCAUGGGUGCGAUGGCUUUCGAACAAAUGGUGUUCAAACCAGAGGACCUUGAGGCUCCGACUCCCGAUGACUGGCCGGACCUCAUUGCGCCAUUUACUGGGAAGGCUAUCCAGGCCAUGCGUGUCGCUCUGGUGGGCAAUACUGCGGCCAGGCUCACCAGAGAAGAUCUUAAGCUGCCACCGGGAUACACCAUGCAGUGUCGGGUGACCAAAUUCCGAAAGCCCGAUGAAGACCCGGUGCAGAGCCUGAUGGGGCUCACGAACGACAUGAGCUACGGCUCCACCGGCCGAACUGGAGAUGACCGAUUGUCCCAGUUCCAGCGUAGCGUUGCGGCGCAACUGCAGAACACUGCGGGAUUUCUCGCGGACGAGUUCAGGAGACAUGCCCGAUCUAUUGCUGCCUCCUCAUCGCGUCGCAGUGAUGCGUCUGGCGCCGUGAGCAGCCAAGGCGACGGCGCGGCGGAGAGCGAUCGUCAGUCUCAUGUGCUGACUGCACCUGCGUCGGACCGAGCAACGACGCCUCCCCCGCCAUCCGAGGAUCCUCCUCCCCCGCCGACGGCGGACGCCUCCUCGAAGGCCUCUGAGGAUACUGCGAGAAGGGAUGGUGAAGACGCCGAGAUGAAGGACGAUACGGCCGAGCAGAAGCCCGAUGAGGAUGACAAGAUGGGUGAUGGAGAGGAGCCUACAGACGAGGUCCCCGGCAAGACCCCGCCGCCGGCUGCCCCAGCGGUCGAUAUCGACCCUGCCAGCACGGCGGCUGAGCAGGCUGCAAUCGAUCCGAAGACCUGCCGGAUCGAGGGCCCUGGCAUCAAGGCGACAACGAUACAUCGCCCCGACCAGAUGCCCGAGAGGGGACUUGAGUCCAUCUCACCGAUUGUGGAGUACGAGAUGACAUCCGUUCCGGUGGCGCUGCCGGAGUUCGUCGUUCCGGGACUCGACAUGGGCAUCGAUGAUUCCGUCCACGGGCGACUGGUGUCUGCAACCUGUCUCCCGCCAACAGACGAGCAGCGUAAGUAUUCGAGGCGCCGAUUCGCUAUGAUCUCCUCGAAUCAAUCGAUGUACUUGAACGUUGCACUCCACAGUAAGCCCGAAAAGGGGGAUUACGAUUCUUUCCUCCGACCGGAAACUUAUAAGGAGUGCCGUGACAUCAACGACGCUGCCAGGGCGUACAACGCCCGAGAGGAGCGAAUCCGCUCUAUCGGUGGAGCUUCGAUCAAUUGCAGCCGCUUGCUCAUUGAUGAUGCUCAGAACAUUCCUGCUGCAGCUAUCCCAGAUGAGGCGAUGACCGAUCUGGUGCGCAAGCUGAUGAAUACCCUUCCGGUGCCGAAGAAGGGUACCGAUGACCGAGUGAGGGGCAUUCCGUUGUACUCGUACUUCGAUUCGAGCGGGAUCAUCGCGUUCGACAUCAUUCCGAUGUACGUGGAGCGCGAGAGAGAGUACAUGAAGGCCAAUGCUGGCGAGACAAGCGGCCGAAUUCUUCUCCAGACCGAUAUCCUGGAUGAGAACAAAGAGCCGACAGAGCUCACGCUCCAAUGCAUCAUGGAGAUUGCCAGAACGGACAACAACCGAAUGUUUGAGUUCUUCUACUCCACGAUUAAUAGUGAUGGAAGCCCUCAGUUCGUCGGGGUCCGUGCAGCAUACGGGUUCGGUCCUGAUAAUUUCAACCGAUUCCGACAGCUGACCAAGUCUCAGUACGGGCCAUUCCUUCCGCUGGCAAACGAGCUCUAUAUCGCUAAUGAGCGAAGAAGGAGUGUGUCCCGACACCACCCCCAGUACGGAUGGGGGUGCGCAACGAUUCGCGAGUUCUUCGGGUACAUGAGCGACUGCCAGGUCGGCCCUCCGAAGGGACAGUUGUUCCUCACCCUGCUCCCGUUCGCUCCCGGAUCUGGGAAGAACAAUGAGUGGGAAGAGGUGUACAUGAAUGUCCGGAUGAACCCGAAACGCGAGACGCUAUCGAACACGGCGCUUUCGAACUCAUUGCUCCCCGAGGGAAUGGGAUCCAACCGCAUGAUUGUGUUCGCGAUUGACCUGCACAUGAUUGCUGCGGGCAUCAAUCCGGUGUCCUAUCACCCGAGGGGCUACUACGCGAUUAAGGACAGUAUCCCUCUUGCGUGCAUGCCGAUUGCAUACUUCAUGGACACGGGAUCGAUUGUGUUCAACACGGCCUUCAAAUACAUUGGAGGUCCGAAGUUUGGCACUGGCCCUGCGCGAGGCAAACACAACCGAGAAUCGUGGCCUCUCGCCAGUUUCAACUGCCCUAUGUGCGGUACGGCGUUUCCGGUUGGUCUCCACCUGUGCCAUUCGUGCACGAAGCCGAUUCACUACCCUGACGGGAUGUUCUACGCCGAUUUGCGGAACCCCUUCCAGGUUGAAUACUACGGCAGUCAUGCUCCGUGGCUUAACGAGAUGAUCGAAAGAAAUAAGCUCACGGACUUCGCGCUCCACGAGUACGCAGCGAUCAAGCAGCUGAGAAACUUUCCGGCGUCAAGAUCUCUAGCCGAGGAUCACCGGCAGACUGCAUUCUUCGGAGUGCCACCGAUCAAGUGUAUCGCUGCUGAUACGUCUCCGAAAGAAGUGGAGCUGUUCAACAGGAGUGUGCGCGGAACGAUUCAAGGCGCCAUUCGAUUGGACAUCUCAAUUGAGAGGCUUGUGGCAGGGAUUACGGGGAAAGAAGCCCGAUGUGGCGUGGAAGAGUUCCUCGAAUCACAAACGAUACCCUGUGCCACUACGAUCGCCAAGCACUUCGGGGCACUCUUUGCCACGUGCCGGGAGAAGCCACUAUGCACUGCCAGCGUGCCUACCGCACGUUCGGCUCUCCACCGAGUUCGAUACGUCCGUGCCAAGAUCACCGACACGAAGAAAUACCAGCGAUAUAUGCGUGUUGACAGUGAGAGUCUGUCAGCGCUCCUCGCCAAGGUUACCCUCGCGACAUGCUACGGUAUUCCCGUCAAAGGGGAACCUGGGUACAUCUCCGAUGAUGAAAAUGAGGAGAUCGAGGGCGCUGCCGAGGCGACAGGUGAACCCAAAGGAAAAGGAAAAGGGGACGAAAGCGCCGGUGCUCAGGCCAUCAACUGGCGAGAACUGGACCCCUUGGGACGACGGUUCAUCCCGCAUCAUUCCGAUAGCAGAUUUGCGGUGAUCGACGAGGGCAAUACUGAGGACCUCGAUGGACCUGAUGCCUCCGACCAGAAGCGUCAGGACUUCAAGGAGUUUGUCCGAGAUCACGCAUACAAGACAAAACAGAGCUUCGAUGAGGACAAAGACAUCGAAAAGACCUUCUUCGGUCUUGUCGAGGGCGUACAGAGUCAGCUCCCAGACGCCAAGAGCACUGAUCCGCUCUCGAUGGAGACGAAGCAUGACGUCUUCGAGGCCCUACCUGAUGAAUUGGAGGAGCCUCAUAAUCUGCUCGAUGUCGCUGGUCUGAGAAGGAGGCGUGAUGAGACGCCUCAGCGUCGGGUGCAGACAACCGCACCUCGAGAAGCGCCGAUUCCCGAAGCUCACACCGUCCCUGUACCCCCGGAGGCCGAGGACGAAGACGAUGACGAGCUUGAUCGGGUGGUUCGUCCUGCGCAGACGGCUCCGCGAGUAGGACGUGAGCAUCUUGGCGGUGUUACCCCUGAGGUACUUCCGCCGGAGCCGCGUGAGAUGCCGCCUCCGUCUAAUCCACCGACUCGGAAGACGCAGCGGCAAACGGGAUUUAGCGUGCCACAUUCUGAGGGAGAGGCGUUGAGGGUAUCGGGAAGAAAGCCCUAUUCCGAUAAGAUGGGGCUGCCCUAG